AUGAGUACUUCUAUUGAAAGUAUACUAAAGUUGACAUCGACUUUAUCGGAAUGGAAUAACAUUUUAAGGCCUUGUUGGCCAGAAACGGAAUUUUGUCGUGAAAAUUUUCGUUUAACAUCACGUAUUCGUGCUAAUCAUAUUAUGUUAGCAUUGAAUAUUUGUGGUCUCAAUUUUGGUUAUCGUAUAUGUUUAUAUGAUUAUCAUAUGAAAUUACUUCGACGAAUUAAUUCUGAUUCAAAUCUUCAUUUAUUAUCAUAUAUGAAUGGAAAUCAAUGGAUGGCAACAGAUUAUAAAGAACGUUUUUAUUUAUUUAAUGAUGAUGAAACAAUAAAAACAGUUAUUGAUUAUAAUGGUAAAGGUGGUUAUAUAAGAAAUAUUGCUAGAUUAGGUUCAAAUUAUAUAGCUGUUAAAAUGGCUGAUCUUCCAAAUGGUGGUGAAGUCGCACCACCACUUGUUACAACAAAAACUGAUGCUCGUGCAAAUGGACCUAUCAGUUCUGCUGGUACAACUCAAGCUCCGGUUUCUACAACAACUGCUGCAACUACAAUAGCACCAACAAAGAGUAAAAUAGUUGGUGGUGAUCGUCAGCAUGAAAUUGCUCGACUAGCUAAAGCUCUUCGUGAUGAACGACGCGCAACGAUCGAUCCUCGACAUGAAUAUCUUUUUGGACGUCUUGCUGAAGCGAUCGGUAUUGAACCAUCACAAGUUGAAGAUCAUAUUUUAGGAGAUGAUAAAUUUGAUUGUAUUGAUGAUUUUUUUCUUGCUGGGGGGCGUCGAGUAUUAAUGUUUUAUUAUCAAGAAUCAAAAAAUCCUGAACCAAAUCAACCAGUCUAUGGUCGUUUAGCAAAUACUGGACCAAAAAAACGUGUUAUGAUUAGUACCGGUGAUGAAUCGAUGCAACUCACCGGUGUUCUUUAUUAUUUUGUUCGCCCAAAUCAACCAAAAGCAAUAACACCGGCUAAUAUUGUUAAUGAAGUUGUAUUUGGACAAUUAGAUGCAUCAAAUGGAAAAAUGCUUGAAUCUAUUGAUCAAUUAUUAGCAAAUAUGUUAAUUCCAUUAUUUCAACAAUAUGAAGAUUGGGGAGCUUUAAAAACUCGUAGUAAUAUUAAUGUACAAGAUUUUCUUGAUGCUAUGUCUCAAUUUACAGCAACUGUAAAUGGUGCAAGUGAUAAUAUAGCUCAUCAAGUAAAAUUAGCACCAAGUGAUAAUGACAGUACAUUAUCAACAUUAGCAACACCAAAUGAUUAUCAAACAAUGGCACAGAAUGGAGAUUUUAUAAUUGAAUGUGAAAAAUUAAUGGAUAAAUGGUGUAAACAAAUUGAAAAAAUUUUAGCUGAAAGUGAACAAAUUCGACGUGAAGCUGAUGAUGUUGGACCAUCUGCUGAAUUAAUUCAUUGGAAACAACGUAUGGCUACAUUUAAUAACUUAUUAGAACAAAUCAAAUCUUCUCGAUGUCGUGCUGUUGUUGGUGUUCUUCAAUCAGCUAAAUCAAAAUCCAUCAAUCGUUGGAAAGAUUUAGAUGCUCGAAUAACUGAUGCUGCAAAUGAAGCCAAAGACAAUGUUCGAUAUUUAUAUACGCUUGAUAAAUUUUUUAGUACACUUGACAAAAAUAAUCCAAAUGCUAUUGCUGAAAAGAUUCCUAGCUUAAUGAAUGCUAUUCGAAUGAUACAUAGUAUUUCACAAUAUUAUAAUUCAUCCGAACGAAUGACCUCUUUAUUUGUUAAAAUUACAAAUCAAAUGAUAAAUACAUGUAAACGUUAUAUUAAAAAUGGUUGUUCUCGUCUUUGGGAUAUUCCAAAACAAGAUCUGGUUAAUCGUAUUCAAGAAAGUAAAAAAUUAAAUAAUGAAUAUCAAGCAUAUUUCCACAAAACAAAAGGAAAAUUACAAGAAUCAGCAAAUGAACGACAAUGGAAUUUUAGUGAAAAUUAUAUCUUUGGUAAAUUCGAUACAUUUUGCAAACGUCUCGAUCGUAUUGUUGAUGUUUUAAAUACAAUUGAAAGUUUAAGUGGUUUACAAAACAUUCGUGUUGAAGGCUUAGAGCCAAUUGUUGUUAAAUACCGAUCAGUUGUUGAUGCAAUUAAAAAGAAAUCAUAUGAUUUACUCGAUCAUCGAAAACCGGAUUUUGAUAAUGAUUAUAAUGAGUUUAAAUCACAAAUUGAAUAUAUUCAAGCUCAAUUACAAUUAUUUAUUGAUUCAUGGUUUCGAAAAUCAUACACAGUUGAACAAUCCUUAUUAUUUCUUAAUAAAUUCCAAGAUUUAGAAGGUGUUAAAAUUGAUUUUGGUGAUAAACUUAGUAAAUUAUUACAAAACUUUAGUAAAGAACUUGAUAGUGUACGUAAAAUUUAUGAGAAAAAUAAAGAAGAUCCACCAUUAUCACGUAAUUUACCACCAACUGCUGGUCGAAUUAUAUGGGCAAGACAAUUAUAUCAACGUAUAAGUAUACCAAUUAAAUUAUUACAAGAUAAAAUGGAUUUAAGUAAAACUGAAGAUGGAAGAUUAUUAAUUAAAAAUUUCAAUAAAAUAGCUGAAGCUUUACUUCAAUAUGAAGUUUUAUUUUAUCGUAAUUGGGAACGUAGUAUUGAUUUAAUAAAGAAAGGAAUGGAAGCAACUGUUUAUAUUCGACAUCCAGAAACGAAAGAAGAAUAUGUUAAUUUUGAUCCACAAGUAUUGGAAUUAAUUAAAGAUGCACAAUAUUUAUCAAAAUUAGGUUUAGAUAUUCCAGAAACUGCAACAACAUUACUUCGACAAGAAGAACAAAUUCGACAAACAAGUGUUAAUUUACAAGAAUUACUUAAUGAUAUUAAACAUGCUUAUGCAUCGAUUCCAAAAGAUAUGUCACAAUUAUUUAAACCACAUCGUGAAAAAGUUGAAGAAGCAUUACGACCUGGUUUUGUUGCUAUCACAUGGUCUUCAUUGACUAUUGAAGAAUGUAUGUAA
This is a messenger RNA of Rotaria sp. Silwood2, 2937 nucleotides long. NCBI's taxonomy places the organism in Eukaryota, Metazoa, Rotifera, Eurotatoria, Philodinida, Philodinidae. The record is from the annotation of a GenBank genome assembly.